This is a messenger RNA of Camelina sativa (false flax), 729 nucleotides long. NCBI's taxonomy places the organism in Eukaryota, Viridiplantae, Streptophyta, Magnoliopsida, Brassicales, Brassicaceae. The record is from RefSeq and is a predicted model, not a curated record.
AUGGAGAUCAAUGGUAAUUCGAAUGCUGGUUCGUCCUCUAGAUCAAAAAAGAGUCAUAGGCAAAAGCAGCAACAACCGCAGCCACAACCACAACAACAUAAUGAAGAAAUAAAGUAUGUAGGAGUGAGGCGGAGGCCAUGGGGAAGAUACGCAGCUGAAAUAAGAAACCCAACUACGAAAGAGAGGUACUGGCUAGGUACUUUUGACACGGCCGAGGAGGCUGCACUGGCCUAUGAUAGAGCCGCACGGUCCAUAAGAGGCUUGACUGCUCGAACCAACUUUGUCUACUCCGACAUGCCUCGUGGCUCCUCAGUAACUUCAUUCAUCUCUCCAGAUGAAUCCCAACGUUUCAUUUCCGAGAUAUUCAACCCUCCAAACCAACCAGAAGCUCGUUACAACAACACCAAUAAUCUCUACACAUCGUCAAACAACCAAAACCAAAACUCUAUUGAAUUUUCAUACAACGGGUGGCCUCAAGAGAGUGAAAAUGGUUAUCAAUCUAUGAACAGUAAUGAUGAGCAUUGUGAUCAUGAGCUUCCACCUCUUCCUCCAAGUACUUGUUUCGGAGCUGAACUCACGAUUCCUGAGACCGAUAACUAUUGGAAUGUGGCCCAUGCAAACAUCGAUACGUUUGCAUUUGAGCUCGAUGGCUUUGUGGAUCAAAACAGUCUUGGUCAGAGUAGAACAGAAGGGUUUGAUUCAUUAUCCUCCACAUUCUUCUACCAAUAA